UGGACUUGCAGUUCUGAGGGUGUGACGGCGUCCUCAGGUCAGAUGUAAACAGACACCAGGACUGACGAGGAAGAAAUGAGCAGCUUCUUCUCUCCCAGUGUUUCCUCCACACCUGAAGUUGGAAAGUGUCUGUAAGUGGACCUGAGGUGAGUUCAGCAGACUUCUGGAGCCUGACGUGAAAGCACGUGUCGUUCUUAGUGUCAGAGAGCUGCGUGUGCUGCCGUGGACACCUCCUCUGGCCCAAAGCACUCACAGGCGGCCCGGUCCUCGCGCAGCUGCAGUCAGAGCGGGAGAUGUUCACCCCUCCACGUGCAGACUGCAAAUGAAGGGCGCAUGCACGAAGCUGCCGCUGGCUGAUCCCACCCUGGCUUAGGUAGUGUUGGGAAGUUGGGGUCUUUUUACUGACUGACUGACAUAAAUGUAGGACUUUGACUUUGACAGAAUAUUUAUGAAGUUCAAACUUCUCUGUCCAAUAACAAAGUAUUGAUCAUGUAUUGAUUGUAGAUUGACAGUGGUGUUUUCUAACUGUUUGUUCAGUCUGAGCACAGAAGCUUCAGUCCACUCUGAUAGAAAACAGAGGAAGAGAAAGGAUCAGUCCGUGAUCAUCAACAUGGGGCUCAAAGCUUCCUCCACCUGUCUUUACAAAUCAUGCGGCGCCAUCUGGUGGAGCCAAAGUCAACUGCAGGAUGUCAGCUGUCUGAAACAGAUUCCAUGUGAAAUGAUGAAAAUCAGAAAACUUUCUUGUCACAUUAGUCUUUGUUAAUCAGUGGAGGAGCAGCUGAUCUUUGUACAGGACAAAUGAUGACAGGAUGAUCUGAGUCCAUGUGCACAUGAAUGAUUUGUGUUUCCUCUCCAGAUCAAAGUGUGUGUGAGCUGAUGUGGAUGUGAGUUGAGCAGCAUGAAUCAGAGUGAGGACAGAGAGGAGGGAGUCCCUCCCUCUAAAAGCACUCUGUGUGGGGAACAUGACAGCCAGACCAAAGCUCAGAGCCCACAACAGACUCUGAGACCAGACUCUGCUGGACCUGAACCAGGACCUGGACCUGAACCCAGCUGUGUGUCCAUCAAGAAUGACGGGUCCAUUGGUCGCUUCAUUGAAUUUAAAGUUGUCCGACCGUCUGCUGCACAGAGGAGGAAGCUGGAAGAACCACAACCCAGAACAGUGUCCAUGAAGAGUGACGAGUCUAUGGGUCAACCUAUAUCCUUCAAAGAUGGACGUCAGUCUGUUGAUCAAAGUGCUGGAGAAGGAGUGGGUGCUGCCAAUGAAGUGGUUGGAGUAGAGGAAACCACUUCCAAGAGAGACAAACAGGAAGACUUACAGGGCAGUGGUUCACAAAAGAAACACAAGAAGCACAAAAAACACAAAAGUAAGAAGAAAAGGAGGAACAGAGAGAAGGACAAGGAGAGCAGUUCAGAGUCUGGGACAGAAUUGGACAGGGGAACCAAUCAUCAGCCAAGAAGAGGAACAUCAAAAGAGGCAAAUAUGGAACAAGGUGUGGAUAAUGAAAGUAAUUCCAGAUGUCACAAGCGGAACUUAACAGGAAAAAGGAAGAAAAAGAAGAAGAGGCGGAAAGGUGAAGAGAACUCAUCAGAUUCUGACUCAGAGUUCAUGUCUAAGCAGAGGGAUAGUAAAUGUGGUCAAAGCUUAUCGCCAAGAAGACGAGAGGAGUUGCCUGAUAUCAUCCCAAAGCAGGACAGCUCCAAUAAAAGAAGAGGAGAUAAGGAAUGUCAUGGCAGGAGAAGUUGUCGUUCCUGUUCACAGUUACAUUCCUACUCCUAUUCACAUUCCUGCUCAGUAGGGAGGAACUCUCAUGCUUGGUCUAAAAACCACCACCGAAGAUCGAGGACUCGCUCCUUAUCCAGUACACAGCGCCCCAGGACACGGUCCAGCUCCUCAGAGAAGAGGAGAGCUUUGGAUGAACCCAUACAGUCCACCCAAGGUCCUUUUAAAGGCCUCCAGUCAUCUCAGCAGGCCUCCAGCCCGGUCAGAAGUAACAUUAAACCAGAGGAACUGACAGAGUCAAGUAUAGAGCUGCAGAGCCCUGAGCAGAGUGAAAAGCCAUCAGAGAAAAAAGAUGAGAAAGCAGAGGACACAACACAAAAACUAGGUUCUGGUUCAUCACAUUUUGUACUAAACCAGUCCAUAUCAGCUGAACCUGACCAGAGCACUGAGCCCAGCUUCCCUCAGCUAAAAGGAGCAGAAUACCCCAGGUCAUUUUCCACUAAUGUCAAAUUACCAGCAAAGAAGAAGAGGAAACCAUCUAAGUCCCCACUGAGGAAAAAAGAAGGAAAGUCAUCAAAGAGGCAGAAACAAUCCAUGUCACCAUGCAGGAGCCACAGGAGGGGAUCUAGAUCCAGGAGCCUUUCAAAAAGGAAGAGAUCAAGGUCAAGGUCUGGAGGCCGGAGAUCACGAAGGUCACACUCGCGGUCAGUGUCACGGGGUCGGAGGAGGGCUACAUACAACCAGAGGGACCGUUGGAAAAGAGAACCAAGUCACUCCCCUGUACUCAUCCUCCGAAAAAAUAGAUCCCCCAUUCGGAAACACUGCAGUUCGAGCAAUAGCCCUCAACGCAUCAGUGAACUGGAUAAGGACCAGUUGUUGGAAAUUGCCAAGGCCAAUGCAGCUGCCAUGUGUGCCAAAGCAGGUAUGCCCAUCCCUGCCAACAUGAGGUCUGCAGUGCUUCCCCUGGCUCUGCCAAUGGCCAUGAAUGCUGCUAUGGCCAGUAUGACUGCUGCCACCAUGACAGCAGCCUUGUCUAACAUAGGUACUCUGUCUUCAUUGCUCCCACUGCCCUCCAUUACCAACAAGCCACCUCCUGUCCCUGCCCAACACAAUAUUUUGGCUUUGGAGGAAGUGAAGAGGAAAGUAGUGAAGCAGGCCAACAGCAUCAGCAUCAAGGAGUUUACUGAUGUAAGGAAAUGCAAAAUGAUUGUGGACAGUAAAGGAGAGCUACCAGUGGCAGUUCCUCAUGUUUCAGACGAAGAGGAUGAUGGGAAACCCUUUGGAGGAUCAGCUCUUCGAGAACAAAAAGUCAUCAGCUUCAGCAUCAACAACACAACAGUUCGUCCAACAGUGCGAAGUGAUGCAGGCAUGGCCAAGGAGUUUCCUGUGUCUUCAGGAUCCCAACAUCGUAAGAAGGAGGGCGAGGCUCUGGGUGUCUAUGGAGAAUGGGUUCCAGUUGACAAAACAACAGACAAAGCUGCAGCUAUCUCCAGAAAGGCCCUGACCACUGUUCCCAUAACGACAGCUACCUCAUCAUCAGGUGAAACGACAGCAGCAGGGUUACCACAGAUUGUCAAACAGCCAGCAUUUGUGCCUGAUGACAGUGUUUUUCCUGAUCCACUAUUGCAGCCAGUAGAUAUCUCUCAGGCUGUAACUGAGAGAAUCAAAGCUCAGAGGCGAUUAGCUGAGAACCCCUAUGAUGUCAGUGCCAUCUGCAUGCUCAGCCGGGCACAAGAACAGGUGGAUGCAUGGGCUCAAUCCAGCACUGUUCCUGGUCUUUUCACUGGUUCAACAGGAGCCCAGGUGCUUAGCUCAGAGGAGCUUUCCACCGGUGGACCACAAGCAUGGUUGAAGAAGGACCAGUUCCUCAGGGCAGCUCCAGUAUCUGGGGGUGUUGGGGAGUUCCUGAUGAGAAAGAUGGGUUGGAAGACAGGAGAGGGCCUUGGGAGGAACCGUGAGGGUACCGUGGAGCCAAUCAUCAUUGACUUCAAGGUCGACCGCAAAGGACUAGUUGCUGAAGGAGAAAAGCCACAGAAGCAGACAGGAGGACUGGUGGUAACCAAGGAUCUAAUGGGAAAGCAUCCAGUGUCUGCUCUCAUUGAGUUGUGUAAUAAGAGACGGAUAAUGCAGCCAGACUUUGUCAUGGUUCAUCACAGUGGUCCUGACCACCGCAAGAAUUUCCUCUUCAAGGUCACAGUGAAUGGAGUGGACUACCAACCCCAAACAGCUAGUCCCAAUAAGAAACAUGCCAAGGCCAUGGCAGCUACAGUUGCGCUGCAGGCUCUUGGAGAGGUUCCUGUUGAUGGACCAGGACUCUAUACUGGCCCUGUCUUCACUGCUGCUUCUACUGGCCCCCUGUUCUCUACAUAGACAUACACACAAUAGUGGGGCUAACAUAUUUUACAUAGUUCAACUGUUUCACUACAAUCUCACUUUACUUGUGGGACACUGACACAGUUUUUCUAUUUUAUUUUAUUUUUUUUAGUCCCAUUUAAUAACCGGUCCAUCAUUGCCACUCUGAUGGCUUAUUUAUAUACUAAGAAAUUAAUAAAUAUUUUAGGUACACAUCAGUACCAAUCAUGAAAACCAGUCUGGCUUCAGGUGACACAGAUUUUAUAUUCACAAAAUCACACUUUCUUAAUUUACUAAGCUCAUAACAUGCUGGUAAAUAUAUUUGCCAAGUUGUUAGGAUUGGGAAAGAGAGAACUAUAUGUAUGUAUGUAUGUAUGUAUGUAUGUAUGUAUCUACAAAUGUAUCUAUGAAUGUAUCUAUGAAUGUAUGGAUGAAUGAUAGAUAUAGUAGCAUUUCAGCUCAAACAGCAUGUUAAUACUUCAGAAUGAAAUGAAAAGUUAAUCUAAAUGACUGUGUCUUGUUGGUUAGCAACUUUUCUGUUGGUCCUGAUAUUACAUUUGCGGCCUGAACCUCUAACAAAAUGUUUCUCAUAAAAGAGACUGUUAAAUUUUAUGGAACUAACCAUCUGAAAAUGUUAACAGAAAUAAAGAUUAUAUUUAUGUUAUGUAGAA
Messenger RNA from Larimichthys crocea (large yellow croaker), 4743 nucleotides. It is a transcript of the gene sonb, whose product is annotated as SON DNA and RNA binding protein b. The transcript is spliced from 23 exons. Bases 899 to 4090 code for a protein of 1063 amino acids. NCBI's taxonomy places the organism in Eukaryota, Metazoa, Chordata, Actinopteri, Sciaenidae. Gene Ontology annotation, biological process: regulation of mRNA splicing, via spliceosome; regulation of cell cycle. Gene Ontology annotation, molecular function: RNA binding. The record is from RefSeq and is a predicted model, not a curated record.